GGUAAGUUCGUCAGCCAUAUUGACUGUCUGUACCUCUUCUCCGGUCGUGGGAGCCUGGCGGAGGAGUCUGAAGCCCGUAUCGCAGUACGCUCUCGGUACGUGUCCGGUAAACAGCGCAGAGGACGGGAAGGUGAAGCGCUCUAUUUUUACCCGCUGUGGAUAUAUAAAGCCGCGCUGCCAGCUGGAGGGGUUGACAGUUGGACACAUCCUCAGCGCAGCCAGGCGUUAGAGGCGCUGGUGCCCCGGAGAGAGGCAGGAAGACGGAGGACGACUUCUUUCUGUUUUCUCAGCAACAGGGGACAGGCGGUGAGAGGAGAAAGAUGCCUAAACCGAUCAAUGUGCGCGUCACCACCAUGGACGCUGAGCUGGAGUUUGCCAUCCAGCCCAACACGACAGGCAAACAGCUCUUCGACCAGGUGGUGAAGACGGUGGGUCUGAGGGAGGUCUGGUUCUUCGGCCUGCAGUACACAGACAGUAAAGGCUACGUAACGUGGCUCAAACUCAACAAGAAGGUGACCCAGCAGGAUGUGAAGAAGGAGAAUCCUCUGCAGUUCAAGUUCAGAGCAAAGUUCUUUCCAGAAGAUGUUUCCGAGGAGCUCAUCCAGGAGAUCACACAGAAGCUCUUCUUCCUGCAGGUGAAGGAGGCCAUCCUGAACGAUGAGAACUACUGUCCCCCAGAGACAGCAGUGCUGCUGGCCUCCUACGCUGUUCAGGCCAAGUAUGGAGACUACAACAAAGAUGUUCACAAGCCUGGCUACCUGGCCUCCGACCGGCUACUGCCUCAGCGAGUUCUGGAGCAACACAAGUUGACAAAGGAGCAAUGGGAGGACAGAAUACAGACGUGGCACGAGGAACACAGAAGCAUGCUCAGGGAGGAUGCGAUGAUGGAGUAUCUGAAGAUCGCUCAGGACUUGGAGAUGUACGGUGUCAACUACUUUGAAAUUAAAAACAAGAAGGGCACAGAGCUGUGGCUCGGGGUCGACGCCCUCGGACUCAAUAUCUACGAGCACGAAGACAAGUUGUCACCAAAGAUCGGCUUCCCCUGGAGUGAGAUCAGAAACAUUUCCUUCAACGACAAGAAGUUUGUAAUCAAGCCCAUCGACAAGAAAGCUCCCGACUUUGUGUUUUACGCCCCUCGGUUGCGGAUCAACAAGCGUAUCUUGGCGUUAUGUAUGGGAAACCACGAGCUGUACAUGAGGAGGAGGAAGCCCGACACCAUCGAGGUGCAGCAGAUGAAGGCUCAGGCCAGAGAGGAGAAGCACCACAAACAGAUGGAGCGAGCACAGCUGGAGAACGAGAAGAAGAAGCGCGAGCUUGCGGAGAAGGAGAAGGAGCGGAUAGAGCGAGAGAAGAACGAGCUGAUGGAGAGGCUGAGGCAGAUCGAAGACCAGACGCAAAGUGCUCAGAGAGAGCUGGAGGAGCAGACCCGCAAGGCGCUGGAGCUGGAGCAGGAGAGGAGGCGGGCGAAGGAGGAGGCAGAGCGGCUGGACAAGGAGAGGCAGGCGGCGGAGGAGGCCAAGGCAGCGCUGGCUCAGCAGGCCGCUGACCAGAUGAAGAACCAGGAGCAACUGGCGGCUGAGUUAGCGGAGUUUACUGCCAAAAUCGCUCUGCUGGAGGAAGCAAAGAGGAAAAAGGAAGACGAAGCCACAGAAUGGCAACACAAAGCUCUGUCGGCACAAGAGGACCUGGAGAAGACCAGGGAGGAGCUAAAGACGGCCACGACAUCUCCUCCGGCGCCGGAGCACGAUGAGGAGGACGAAACAAAUGCCGAGGCGAGCGCCGAGCUCCUUAGCGACGGCAUCAGCAGCCAGCGCAGCGAGGAAGAACGCAUCACCGAGACGCAGAAGAACGAACGUGUCAAGAAACAGCUACAGGCUCUGAGUUCAGAGUUAGCUGAAGCUCGGGACGACACCAAGAAAACGCAGAACGACAUGCUGCACGCGGAGAACGUCCGGGCGGGCAGAGAUAAGUACAAAACCCUGCGCCAGAUCCGCCAGGGCAACACCAAGCAGCGCAUCGACGAGUUUGAGUCCAUGUGAGCCGGGAAGACGGGUGGACGCGACGAUGAAAAAGAGACAGUUGGUCUCGUUGCCAUGUCAACGCCUCACUUUCCUUGUAAAGCCCAAAACCCGUUGCCACCCCAGGAACUCCUGCUUUUUUGAAAAAUCUUUCCAGGAGAGCGACCGGCUCACGGGCUUCGUAGCUUCAGCCUCGCCAAAGCUCUGCACAGCAGCGGUUGGCCAAUCACACUGCUACCUGCUUUUUAGAGCUCCGCCCCCGCCCCGCCCCGACGAAGCACACGUCCUCUAAUCUGUCGGAAAAAUAGCAAGCGGCACAUCCUGUCACCGACCUGGACGUCUCCCCUCUACGACACUGACAGUUUUAAUGCUUGCAUGCAUGAUCAUGAGAGAACUGGUUGAUAUCAUGCUUCUACUCAACAAAAUUAAACGGCCAUUUGUAGCUUGUUGAUGUCGCCGGCACGCUUGUCCGUAACGCUUUAAUAUCUGUACCUUACUUUAAUGUCAUCAGUUGAACGAUUUAAAUCAUUUGUUUAAAAAAAAAAAAAAAGAAAACGCCUUAUUCGUCUCAUUUCCUUCCCGUCUAGUAUUACUUUUUGUCAUUUAGUGUUGGGAAAGUUAAGUUCUGCCGUCGUUGAUCUGUCAUUCAUCGUCAUUUGCUCACUCAGAGUCGAGAGCAAACGUAUGCAAGCUAGAUUUUACAUUCUUACUGUGCUGGCAUUCUCCAUCCAUUGACACAUUUGUUCAGAUAUAUAUUUUGCCCCACAAUAAAGAAUGAAUUUAUAUUUCCAACUAUGCAGCUACGGUAUGAUCUGAAGAGUCCUGACUUAAGUUAGAGGCAGCAGAGUUGGAUUUAUUCACAGAGGAUGAUGUGUCAGAUUUACAUGUUCAAACCUGACGCACGCUGUUGUUAUAAAACUCAAUGAAA
Molecule: messenger RNA, 2946 nt
Organism: Plectropomus leopardus (leopard coralgrouper)
Lineage: Eukaryota; Metazoa; Chordata; Actinopteri; Perciformes; Serranidae
Product: radixin
Cellular component (GO): cytoskeleton
Molecular function (GO): actin binding
Source: RefSeq, a predicted model, not a curated record